UCCUGACGCCUUGGCCAGAAGAGGGGUGUCGGGGGAGGGCUCUCGGGCAAGGAGGGGCCAGCCCAGCCCCGCACCCCGCGUCUCCCUGCGCCGCCGGCCUCUCUGCCCGCGGCCUCAUGCGCAAUCGCUGCGCUUUGGCUGACGCCUGGCGGCGCAGGGCCUGGGCUGUGGGCAGACAGACCCGCCGCCACCACUGGGGCUCUGGCGUCUCCCGCGGCUAUCACGUGGGUGGACGCGUGGCUUCCCCCACCUACAGAUCUCUGCGGGAAGCUCCGGGAGCCGAGCAGGUAAACCAAGGCAAGAAACAAGGCGUGAGGUGCAAACGGUCCUGCUACAGCCGCUCUGGCGCGUUUUUGUCCCAGGCACCAGUGUUUAGCGGGAAACGUGGCCCACCUUUAGCCUUCCCCGGGGCGGGCGCUCUGGUCCUGCCUCAGUUUACCCCUCCUGGGGCAUGGGGAUAUUGCCAGGAUUUCAAACACAUGCCCGGAUUUUUAGUCGUGCAGAGGUACUGGUCUGUCCCACCUGCAGGCAGGCACCAGCCCCUGCAACUCCGGGGAUCGGUGUAAAAUGCCUUUUAGAUAAGUUUGCUGAAACAGGACGGCACAAAGGGCCCUGUCUGGCGGAUGCCUUGGGACAACCCGAGGGGAGGCACCUUUGUGAGCCGCUUAUGGAGGAAGACUCUGUGGUCUGGGUGGACCCCAGCCCAGGUGGACCCCUGUGGGGAUGGGGAGUGUGGGGGGUCCGUGGUCUCCACAGCCCCCUGGAGGUCGGGUGGCCUGGCAUAGAAGGGAGAAAGGGAGAGUCCAAAGUUAGGGGGGCCGAGGUCACCUGGGUCCCCUAAUCCUGCAGGGACAGUGCCCCUCCUGUAGCCAGAGGAUUUAUUGGAGCAUCUCGACUUCCUCACCAUGUGCAAAUGAGGAACCGGCUCGAAGCGGCCAAAAACAACCUCUGGAAGAUUCGGCCCAGGCCCCGCGCGCGUCCCGCGCCUCCCGUGGCGGCGACCAUGGACAUGAACGCGACGGGCCCGGACAACGCGACGCUGCAGAUGCUGCGCGACCCGGCGGUGGCGGUGGCGCUGCCGGCCGUGUACUCGCUGGUGGCGUUGGUGAGCAUCCCGGGCAACCUGUUCUCGCUGUGGGUGCUGUGCCGGCACAUCGGGCCCAAGUCCCCGUCCGUCAUCUUCAUGAUCAACCUGAGCGUCACGGACCUCAUGCUGGCCGGCGUGCUGCCGUUCCAGAUCCACUACCACGCCAACGGCCACCACUGGGUGUUCGGCGUGCUGCUGUGCAACGUGGUCACCGUGGUCUUCUACGCCAACAUGUACUCCAGCAUCCUGACCAUGACGUGCAUCAGCGUGGAGCGCUUCCUGGGCGUCGUGUACCCGCUGAGCGCCGCGCGCUGGCGCCGCCGCCGCUACGCGCUGGCCGCGUGCGCGGGGGCCUGGCUGCUGCUGAUGGCCGCGCUGUCGCCGCUGGCGCGCACCGACCUCACCUACGCCGUGGGCGACCUGGGCAUCGUCACGUGCUUCGACGUGCUCAAGAGGACCAUGCUGCCCAGCGUGGCCAUGUGGGCCGUGUUCCUCUUCACCAUCUUCGUGCUGCUCUUCCUCAUCCCCUUCGUGGUCACCGUGGCCUGCUACACGGCCACCAUCCUCAAGCUGCUGCGCGCCCGCGGCGGCGAGGGCCACAGCCGCGGGCAGCGGCGGCGCUCCGUGUGCCUGGCCGCCGUGGUGCUGCUGGCCUUCGUCACCUGCUUCGCGCCCAACAACUUCGUGCUGCUGGCGCACAUGGUGAGCCGCCUGUUCUACGGCCGCAGCUACUACCACGUGUACAAGCUCACGCUGUGCCUCAGCUGCCUCAACAACUGCCUGGACCCCUUCGUGUACUACUUCGCGUCGCGCGAGUUCCAGGUGCGCCUGCGCGACUACCUGGGGUACGGCCGCCUGCCCGCCCUGCACGGCCAGGACGCGCGCCGCGACAGCAGCCUCUUCUCGGCCGCGCGGACGCUGUCUGCGCGCUCCGCCGCCACCUGCGCCCCCGACGACGACGACGACAGGCGGGACGUGGCGGCGGCGGCGGGCAGGCCGGGCACCCAGAGGCGCGAGAGCGAGUUUUGAGCCGCCCCACCCAGCGCGGGCGGGUCCCACAGCCGCGCGGGCGCGCGCGCAGGCGGAGACGGGCAGCCACGGGUGCGCGCCCGGAGGUCAGCUGGGGCGCAGCGGGAGACCUGGGCGCCUUUGGAGAGGGCGCGCUUGGGGAGGGCGCGCUUGGGGAGGGCGCCCCGCGCUUCCCAGAGCCGGGGUAGAGAAAGAAGCAAAGCAAAGAAGCCGGCGCGCACCGAUUCGCUUUCCAGGAGAGACGGUGGCCGCGUCGCGUGGGUGUUCCGCGUGGUGUGGACGGCGCCGCUCCGGAUCCACGAGGGGCCCCGCGCGUGUCCCCACUUGGUUCCUGGAUACGCGCGCUAGGCGGCCGCCUGUUUCCUGCCAGCUCCUCGUGGGUGACACAAUUCCUGCAGAAUUGGCACCAGGGAGCCAGCUCCGGUCUGGGGGCGCCAGCAGCUCCGCCCCCAACCCCCGGCCCGCGGGGGCGCAUGCCGCAAUCCACGUGCGCUCUGCUCCCGGCCACCGUGCGCGCUGUGGCUGCCGUUAUCCCAGAGGAACAAGGACACGCUGCUGUUUCGGCUAUGGCGUCCUCGGUGACUCUGCGCGCUCAGGGGUCUCCCCGAAGUCCCCUGGGACCCCCUCCGGCGGCACAGCUGUCGUGGUCGGGCUUAGGGGUGGAUUCCUUUUCUACUUGGGUGCCACUCUUGGGGACCCCCCAGCUGGAAAGGACAUCAGGUGGGGACCCCAGAACCUGCUAUGCUCCUCCCCACACCCCUUGACUGAGAAUGGGAGGCCCAGCUGUGUAGAGGAUGGCUCCGUGAGAUAUGUUGGGGUGCAGCCUGCCUAGAGGGUGUCCCUCCGGCUGUCUCUGCAGCUUGCCUUCUGCACCGGGAGCCUCGACCCACUGCAAGUCACCCCCUCCCCGGGGUCUUUCCACGGUCUGAGGUUGCUUCACCACCAGCUGCCCCUGGCCUGUCCCCGGAGACUGGGGCCUGGCACCCACUGAAGGUGUGGACCCCACACACUUGCAGGACUGCCUGCCUCCCAACCGCGGUGCCUCUGGGGUGGUGUGUGUGGGAGGGGGGGUCUCUGUCUUUUCUCCGGUGCCUGGGACGGGCCUGCACUGGUUUGGGGACAAGAGGAGACCCCCACUCCACUCCCCGGGCCUCUGAGAAGCCAAGACCGCGGGUUCUGAGGAGCUGGGGGUUGGGCUGAAACAGCGGCGGCGUGAGGUUUGCGGCCCUUUGCAGAUCCCAUGGGGAGUUGGAGGCCAGGCUGCUUUGGGGGAGAGAGAGGCCAGGCUGGAGGCUGCCGGGGGAGAGGCGACCGUCAGCCGGGGCAGCUGAAUGUCCAGGAUUCGGUGGCUUCAGGAAGUCUGCCUGCCCCUCCCCUGGGUUUGGGUUGCUGACGGGGGCAGUAAGUUGCUGACUGUGAGAGACCCCUGUGCCCUGCCAUCCGUACUCUGGGGGAAAAACGGAGAUAUGUUGGCUUUGGUGUCUCCCCCCCCAAAAUAAACCUCAGAAUGGGACUGUAUUUGGAAAUAGGGUCUUUAUAGAUGCAAUUAAUUAAGGUGCAGUCAUCGUGCAUUCAGGGUGGGCCAGGAUGCAAAUCCUGGUCCCAAAAGGAGACACAGACGCGGAGGAGAAGCCACGUGGAGGCAGACGGAGGAGGCAGAGGCGGGAGUGAGGCUGCGGCCACAAGCCCAGGGACGCCUGGAGCCCCCGGGAGCCGGGAGAGGCGAGAAGGAGCCUCCCCUGGAGCCCGUGCAGGGAUCUCGGCCCCGAGACUCCCGCGUCCCACACACCGGGGCUCCGGGACUGGGAGGGGACACGUUCCCUGGUGUUAGGUCCCCCGGUUUGUGGAAAUGUGUUUCGGCAGCCCCUGAAAGCGCGUGUGCACGUUUAAGACAUGCUCUGGGGUGCCGGGGUUGCAACACGGCAGGUAGGACAUGCUGGUGUCUGCGUGGGCAAUUCCGGAAGGCUGACCUUGCCUGGCUCGGGGUUCCUCGGAGCUGCUUCCUGUGGGACCCAGUCUCUCAGAGGUGGCCACGUGACUCAGGUGAGGACGAGAAAUCCAGAUGCUCAUGGGGUCGGCCGUUGGUCACUCUCCGAGUAAACGCCGAGCUCGGGAGCCCCCGGUGGAAUCCCAGACCAGGUGGGUGACGUCCUGGCCGGCGGCACCAAAGAGUCCCAAAGCCGAUGGCUUGGCACACGCCGUCACGCCGGCAUUCAUUGUGCAACCGACCCGUAAACCGCACACGGCGACUGCCAUCCUCGUCUUAGCUCCACGUGUGGAAACUGUGAGGUUCCCCGGGGCCUGCGUGCACGGAGGUGGCCCGUGUCCCACCCGGAGCUCCUGCCCCUCAGAGCCAAGACCUCAUGGACAGCGGCGGGAGGAACGUGGGGCUUACACGCAGCCUCGGGCGUCCACGGGUGUGACUCGCUGCGUUUGAGACGACGAUGUCCCUCUCCGGUUCUUCCCUCGCCUGGAAGUCGCUGCCUGUCUCUCCUACCACUCCGCAAAGACCGCUGGCCGGUUCUGUCCACCAUCCCUGCAAACAUGCACGGGCCAGUCCGCUGCGAAGGUGUCCGGGGUCCCCAUGCCAGAGAGCCCGGCGUUGUCUGAUGCUUCCCGCGUCUUCCCGGAAAGACACGGGUCCCCGGGAAACGGGCGCCGCAGAUGGGCUUGUAGACCACUCUCGCAGGCCCGCAGCCUUCUGCAAAAGGCUCCCUCGCCGCUCGGGCUCCUGGAAAUCGAGCUGACGUUCCCGCCUUUGCCUCAGUGGCCUUUGUGGCCGGUGGCGGUUGCAGGCGGACAGCUGGCGUGUCACCCGGCCCAUCCUGAAUGUCCGUGUGUCUCCGGAGACUAACAGCCACCUUGGGGCGAGCUUUCCAAGCCGCCCUGCAGACCCGCCGGGGAAACCUAUCCUCGGGGGCGCAGGGACAUCCCAAAACAUGCAGACCACCGGGGAGACCCGGGAUUUCCGUGGAAGGACACGGGGACGCCGCCGUGGGCUUCUCCUGGCUGUCCCUAGGGCGAAACCUAGAAAGCAAGCUGACGCAGCGGCACCCGGGAUGAGAAACCCCGAGCCAGAAGGGGCCCCGAUGAGCUUGCCUUGCGUUCUCUGUGUGGGCCCCGGGUGUCUCCUGCAAAAAAAAAAAAAAAAAAAAGG
Microcebus murinus (gray mouse lemur) is the source of this 5273-nucleotide messenger RNA. The record is from RefSeq and is a predicted model, not a curated record. NCBI's taxonomy places the organism in Eukaryota, Metazoa, Chordata, Mammalia, Primates, Cheirogaleidae.